AUGACACCUUUGCAUCUCGCGGCAUACGAAGGAUAUGAUGGAAUCGUCGAAACCUUGAUAAGAAGAGGAGCACGAAUCAAUGCUAAGUCUAUACAUGGUACGCCUCUGCAUUUGGCAGCAGCCAAUGGUCACUGUAAUAUCGUGCAAUUUUUACUGGAUCAAAAAGCAAGAAUCGACGUUAAAGAUGGAAAGAAUAGAACAGCUUUAGAAUUAGCGGUAGCGUACGGUCGUUUAGAAGUGGUUAAGAUAUUGUUGCUGCCCAAGAAAGUAGACGUGAAUACCAAAUACAACUGCUCGACGUUACUACACAUGUCUUCGCAGGAACUGAACUUGGAAAUG
This is a messenger RNA of Ceratina calcarata, 339 nucleotides long. RefSeq names its product 26S proteasome non-ATPase regulatory subunit 10-like. Gene Ontology annotation, molecular function: protein binding. NCBI's taxonomy places the organism in Eukaryota, Metazoa, Arthropoda, Insecta, Hymenoptera, Apidae. The annotation marks the transcript as partial. The record is from RefSeq and is a predicted model, not a curated record. The transcript has a single exon.